AUGUCGGAAAAGAAUGUUGAAGUUGAUGCUGAGCAACUCGAAAAUAAGGAGAUUGAUGAACCAAUGGAGGUUUCCGAACCAGCGACCAAGAAAAAUGACGACAGCGAUAAUGAAACCGAAAAAUCAUCUUCUACUAAGGUUAAACACGAGGAAGAGGAAUACGACAGGAUUGAAGAAGAAGAUGAUAAGAAUCAAGAAGAUUCUGAUGGUAAUAAUGAAAAUGAAGGCGAAUCUGACAGAGAAUUUGAAGAAAAUGAUGAUGAAAAAGAAGAAGAAAAGCCUUCUGAAAAACCUAAAUUGUUGGAUCCAACUCUUGGAAUGGACUCAUUUAAGAGGUUUGAGCUGCUUUUAGCGAAGACUGAAAACUUUUCCCAUUGCUUAUCGACGGGAGAUGCUGCGAAAUCUGGACCAGCGCCAGGAACGAAAAAGCGUGGAAGGGCUAAAAAGGAAGUUGGACCUGAAGGGGACCAUAGACAUCGAAAGACUGAGAAAGAGGAGGAUGAAGAAAUGGUCGCUGAAGCCACAAAAGAUGAUAGCAUCACGAUUUUCGACAGCACUCCAUUUUAUAUUAAAAAUGGCCAAAUGAGAGACUAUCAGAUUCGUGGUUUGAAUUGGUUAGUUUCCCUCCAACAUAACGGAAUUAAUGGAAUCCUGGCUGACGAAAUGGGCCUUGGAAAAACAUUGCAAACAAUUUCACUUCUUGGUUAUAUGAAGCAUUACAAAAAUAUGGGAUCACCACAUCUGGUCAUUGUGCCGAAGUCGACGCUGAGGAAUUGGGCGAACGAGUUUGAAAAAUGGUGUCCUUCCAUGAGAGUUUGUUCAUUAAUCGGCGAUGAAACUGCAAGAAACCAGGUUAUUCGUGAGGUUAUUUAUCCGCAACACUUUGAUGUUUGCUGCACAACUUACGAAAUGAUGCUUAAAACGAAAACCCAGCUGCGAAAAUUGCAUUGGAAGUACAUUGUCAUCGACGAGGCGCACCGUAUUAAGAAUGAAAAGAGCAAAUUAUCAGAAACAGUCCGCGAACUCAAGUCGAAAAAUCGACUCCUCAUCACAGGAACUCCAUUGCAAAAUAAUUUACACGAGUUGUGGGCACUUCUUAACUUUUUGCUUCCCGAUAUUUUCACUUCCUCCGACGAUUUUGAUUCAUGGUUCUCAAAUGAAUCAAUGAGUGGAAAUCAAGACCUUAUUAAAAGAUUGCACAAGGUUCUUCAACCAUUCCUCUUGAGAAGAAUUAAGUCGGACGUGGAAAAGUCGCUUUUGCCAAAGAAGGAAGUUAAAGUUUACGUCGGGUUGUCUAAAAUGCAGAGGGAAUGGUACACCAAAGUCCUUCUAAAGGAUAUCGACGUUAUCAAUGGCGCAGGAAAAGUGGAAAAAGUCAGAUUGAUGAACAUACUCAUGCAUCUGCGCAAAUGUGUGAAUCAUCCAUAUUUAUUUGAUGGAGCCGAACCAGGUCCACCCUACACCACCGAUCAGCAUUUGGUUGAUAACUCCGGGAAAAUGGUUGUGCUCGAUAAGCUUCUCAAAAAGCUAAAGGAGCAAGGAUCACGUGUAUUGAUUUUUUCUCAAUUCUCCAGAAUGCUCGAUCUUUUGGAAGAUUACUGCUGGUGGAGAAAAUUCGAAUACUGUCGUUUGGAUGGAUCCACACCGCAUGAGGAGCGUCAACAGGCUAUCGAUGCAUACAACGCGCCAAAUUCAUCAAAGUUCAUAUUCAUGCUCACCACAAGAGCUGGUGGAUUGGGUAUCAACUUGGCAACUGCUGAUGCUGUGAUUAUUUAUGAUUCGGAUUGGAAUCCUCAAAGUGAUCUUCAAGCUAUGGAUAGAGCUCAUAGAAUUGGACAAAAAAAGCAGGUUCGCGUCUUUCGUUUGAUCACUGAAAACACAGUUGACGAACGAAUUAUUGAAAAAGCUGAAAUGAAGUUGAAACUGGAUAACAUCGUUAUCCAACAAGGACGAAUGGCGGAAGCACAGAAAACUCUUGGAAAAGACGACAUGAUAAGCAUGAUUCGGCAUGGAGCUGAACAAGUGUUUGCCGCAAAGGAUUCGACGAUCAGUGACGACGACAUUGAUACUAUUCUCCAGAAGGCCGAAGUUAAAACCGCCGAGCUCAAUGAAAAAUUAAGUACACUCGAGGAGAACAGCCUUCGAACGAUGACGUUUGACACAAAUCAACACACGAAAAAAGAUUAUACGGUUUAUAACUUCGAAGGAGAAAAUUAUAAAGAAAAACAACACGAUGGUAUGGGGCAUUUCUGGAUCGAACCACCAAAAAGAGAGAGAAAAGCCAACUAUCAGGUUGAUUUGUAUUAUAAAGAAGCCAUGAGAGUUGGAAAUCCUGUUGAGAAACAAUCGAAAGCUCCAAGACCGAAGCUUCCACAAGUCUACGAUUUUCAAUUUUAUCCGAAGAGGUUAAUGGAACUGCUCGACAGAGAAGUGUAUUACUUUAGAAAGUCGAUUGGAUAUAAGGCGGAAAAGCCUAAUGGAUGUCCCCCAAAAGAAGCAGAAAAACGACAACAAGACGAACAGAAGCUAAUUAACAAUGCGAAACCACUUACUGAAGCUGAACAGGAGGAAAAAGCCCAACUUUUAACUCAAGGUGUAACUGAUUGGUCUAAACGAGAAUUCCAAGCCUUUGUUCGAGGAAAUGAAAAGUAUGGAAGGAAUGACUAUGAGAAUAUUGCUAAGGAAAUGGAUAGACCAGUUUCGGAAAUUCAGAACUAUGCGAAAAUAUUUUGGAAGCGUUUCAAUGAACUCCAAGACUCCGAAAAAAUUCUGAGCCAGAUUGAAAAGGGUGAAGCUAGAAUUCAACGCCGUCACGCCGUAAAGAAAGCUCUUGAUGCGAAAAUCGCCAAGUAUAAGGCCCCAUUCCAUCAAUUACGAAUUUCUUAUGGCACAAAUAAAGGAAAAACCUAUACUGAAGAAGAGGAUAGAUUUUUGGUGUGCGAAACACAUCGAUUAGGAUUUGAUAAAGAAAAUGUGUAUGAGGAAGUGCGCCAAUCUGUAAGAAAUGCUCCACAGUUUCGAUUUGACUGGUUCUUGAAAAGUCGAACGGCAGUAGAACUCCAAAGACGUUGCAACACUCUGAUUACGUUAAUUGAAAAAGAAAUGGGUGAUUUAUCCGAUGUAAAACCAUCAAAUAAUGGAGCCGACAAGAAACGCGCUGGAGAUAAAUCUAAGGACACACCCAAAUCAACUCCCGCCAAAAAGACGAGGGCGAAGUAA
Caenorhabditis bovis is the source of this 3219-nucleotide messenger RNA. NCBI's taxonomy places the organism in Eukaryota, Metazoa, Nematoda, Chromadorea, Rhabditida, Rhabditidae. The record is from the annotation of a GenBank genome assembly.